AUGAUCACAAAGGACCUCGAAGCCUUGGGUUUACGAGAAGGCAUCUUGGAGCUGGAGGCCAGAAAGAAAAAUAUCAGAUUAGGACAUAUAUUCAGACAAGUGAAUGUUUUGAUCGCUACAUGUGAAGGUGACGCUACCCUUAGUCUAGUGGGCAGUUAUAACACCAUGAAGAACAAGGUCCUUGGCUACAAAUUCCCCAAUCUGUACCAGGUGUAAAAGAUGACUUUCCAGUUUUCCUAUGGAACUUCAGAAACUUCAUGUGGCCUGUCCUUCAAACCACAGCCUGGAAACUUCGAAAAGAAUUUCUCUGCUAACUUUUCUAUUACUGGAAAGUUCCCUUGGAGCUCUUUUGAGAAGGACAGAGAUCUGUUGUUUUCCCACAUGGAGCACACGGGGCAUCCUCCUCAAGAGGAAUUUCAAUUUUGGUUAAACAAACCACUUGUGUUGGAUUCGGUUUUUGCAGCAUCUUUGUGGGCAGAAUGUUCAUGCCCAUUGCUUGAUGACAAGAUCUCAAGUAUCUCUUCUGAUAGGUUUUACCUGGAAGAAUCCACAAGUGUUCAGGGGUUCAGCGUCCAUGACAUCGGGCAAUAGAGUGAAGACCACCUAAGCAGGAGGUGUGCAGGGCCUGCACCUCCCGGGAACUCUUCAGAGCACACUUUUCUUCAGUUCUGCAACCUGAGAUAG
This is a messenger RNA of Condylura cristata (star-nosed mole), 684 nucleotides long. It is a transcript of the gene SAMM50, whose product is annotated as SAMM50 sorting and assembly machinery component. NCBI's taxonomy places the organism in Eukaryota, Metazoa, Chordata, Mammalia, Eulipotyphla, Talpidae. The record is from RefSeq and is a predicted model, not a curated record.